AUGGCAACCUCUUCCGACGCCCCCGUCGCCCUCGUGACCGGCUGCGCAACCGGCAUCGGCCUCUCCGCCGUGAAGCUGCUGGUAUCGCGCGGCUACCGCGUGCUCAUGGCCGACUGGAACUACGAAAAGAUUGCCGAAGAGUCUGUAGCCCUAGGAUCCAACACGUUUGCCGUACGGUGCGAUGUGUCGGACUGGGAGAGCCAGGUCGCUGCCUUUGACAAGGCGAUCGAGCUAUGGGGCAGGGUUGACGUUGUCGGUGCCAAUGCCGGCCUCCCCGAGCAGGUGCCCCUGCUGUUUGAUACUGGAGACGUGCCGAAGAAGCCCACUACGAUCGUGGUAGAUGUGGAUCUGGUGGGCGUGAUUUACAGCGUGAACUUGGCGCUGCACCAUUUCCGAAAGCAUGGCAGUGGCAGGGGAGGCAGGAUUGUCAUCACAUCGAGCCAGGUCGGCAUCCACGCAUUCCCGACAGGGCCGAUUUAUGGUGCGGCGAAGGCCGGGCGUGUUCCCCCACACAUCAUCACGCCGAUGGAGAACCACAUGAAGGCGUGGACCGAGUUCAUCGAGACGGAUAUCUACGGCUACGUCUACGAAGUCGAUGCGGGUGGUUUGUACAACCGCACGGCGCCCGAGUACUGGAGUCCCGAGCAUCAGUCGUGGCUUGGCGCGCCGGAAACGCAAGAGAUGUGGAGGAAAGUGGGGACGCUCGGAGCGGCGGAUGUUGAGAAAUAA
Messenger RNA from Parascedosporium putredinis, 729 nucleotides. NCBI's taxonomy places the organism in Eukaryota, Fungi, Ascomycota, Sordariomycetes, Microascales, Microascaceae. The record is from the annotation of a GenBank genome assembly.